Molecule: messenger RNA, 837 nt
Organism: Pleurotus ostreatus (oyster mushroom)
Lineage: Eukaryota; Fungi; Basidiomycota; Agaricomycetes; Agaricales; Pleurotaceae
Exons: 4
Coding region: 1-837 (278 amino acids)
Biological process (GO): rRNA processing; box C/D snoRNP assembly
Cellular component (GO): R2TP complex; ribonucleoprotein complex; cytoplasm
Source: RefSeq, a predicted model, not a curated record
AUGAGCACAGUCACACUAAAGCCUGUUGCUGGCUUCUGCGUCAAAACAACUGUUGCGAACACUCAAAGCAAAGUCUUCGUCAAUGUCGCCUACGACAAGAAUAUUCCUCCGCCCACCACCGCCUCUACCGACUAUACUGAAUGGACCAUUCCCGUCCUCGUCUCCGAUCCCCGCAAAGAUGUCGAUAAAGCUGGAUCUUCUUGUCUAGUCUUCGACUGCAUCUACAAUCCCAGUAUAAAGUCGAACAUCACCCAGCUCGACUCCGACUUCCGUCUCUUCAUCAUCGAGCUUUCUUUCCAACGCAUAGAAGCACAGUCAGGGAAUACUGUUCUACUCACGCGCACCCACAUCAAAUCACCCAACAUCAAGUCCAAAGGAAAGCUCGAGGAACGGACAGUAACUCUGCCAGAUCCCAAACCGAGGCUGAAACCGGCACACAAACCUAUCAUUGAGACUAUAGGUGAUACUAACGCGGAAAAGUCGAGCUUGAAUUCGAAACCAAAGUCGAUCCUAAAGAGUCCUGCCAGUGGGGAUCCGAGCUCAGUCAUUAACCGACCAUCAUGGUCGUGGGCGAAGGAGCCAAUAAUCGGAGACGAGUACACAAUCGCUCUGACUAUCCUCGUUCCGUCCCUUACACAUUCCCUGCACGCAACCGCAUCCCUCGACAUUGAACCCCGUCGCAUCAUAUUCUCCGUCCCUUCCAUUUACUUCCUCGACCUCAAUAUAGCUCUCGAUGACGCUGAAUUCGUUGCACUCAAGCGUCUUCGAGCCUUCGACGUCGACAAUGCACGCGCAGAAUGGAGUGUGCGUAAACAUACUUUGACUAUCUACUGUUAA